Molecule: messenger RNA, 537 nt
Organism: Papilio xuthus (Asian swallowtail)
Lineage: Eukaryota; Metazoa; Arthropoda; Insecta; Lepidoptera; Papilionidae
Product: glycosyltransferase-like protein LARGE1
Exons: 3
Biological process (GO): protein O-linked glycosylation via mannose
Molecular function (GO): glucuronosyltransferase activity; xylosyltransferase activity
Source: RefSeq, a predicted model, not a curated record
ACAGUUGUUUGGUUUAGUUGAAAAUGAAAGCAAUUGGUACUUUGAUACAGCGAAGAGAUGGCCGGCACUUGGUAGAGGUUAUAAUACUGGAGUAAUGUUGCUGGAUUUAAAUAAAAUACGUAAUAAAAUCAACUGGACGAAAGUAUGGCAUAGUGCGGUUAAUGAGAAUAUAGAACUAUUGAAACAGACAACUUUAGCGGACCAAGAUGUAAUAAAUGCGAUUAUUAAAAAGGAUCCAAUACUCGUUUAUAAUAUUAGCUGUCAAUAUAAUGUUCAAAUGUCAACGAAGACUUUAGCUAAAGGCUGUUACGGUGAAGAUAGAAAUAAUAUCAAGAUAAUCCAUUGGAAUUCUCCGAGUAAAUACAACAUCAGGAUACGAGAUGCGGACUAUUUUAAAAAUAUUCACUUAUCAUAUGUUAAUUUUGAUGGUAACUUGCUAAGACAGAAACUACAUACAUGCUCGCAAACUGAACCUGUUACAUAUAAGAUAAAUUAUUCAGAUCUAUGCAGCAGCUUCCGCGCUGCGCAACGAGUUAA